AUGGCUGCCCCAACAAGUUUCCUGAUGCUUUAUUUUGUGUGUGGGUUUAGCAUUGCCUUGGCAGCAACUCCCAACAUUACCACGGAUCAAUCUGCUCUUCUUGCCUUGAAGGCUCAUAUUUCUUUUGAUCCCCGAAAUCAUUUGACGAAAAACUGGUCUACUAAUACUUCUGUUUGCAAUUGGGUAGGUGUCAUCUGUGGUUCUAGACAUUACCGAGUCAGGGUCUUAAACCUUUCUUUCAUGGGCCUUGUAGGUACCAUUCCUCAGCAUAUCGGAAACCUUUCAUUUCUUGUGAGCCUAAGCAUCCAAAACAAUAGUUUUCAUGGCUCAAUCCCAAUUGAGUUGUCUCAUCUUACUCAUUUGAAAUUCUUAGACUUUGGAAACAAUGAAUUCAAUGGAGCAAUUCCAUCACAAAUGGGAUUGCUAACUAAACUUCGAAUAUUGUAUCUUAACACUAACAAUUUCACAGGUACUAUUCCACCAUCUCUGCCUAACAUAUCUUCAUUGCAAGUUAUUAGCCUUGGACAAAAUCUGCUUUCAGGCACCAUACCUUCCUCUAUCUUCAACAUAUCUUCCUUGCAAGAAAUUUAUCUUGGAGCAAACAAGCUUUUAGGACUGAUGUCCUCCAUUUUCUUCAACAUAUCUUCACUACAAGCCAUUGAACUUGGCGACAAUAUGCUAUAUGGUGGACUAUCUACACAUAUGUUUGAUCAUCUUCCCAAUCUACAGUAUCUUUCUAUUUCUAGUAAUCAAUUGUCAGGUGAACUCCCGAAAAUAGGGAAUUUAACUAUGCUUAAAGAGCUAUACCUUGAAGACAACAAUUUUGAAGGAAAACUACCCCUAGAAAUAGGGAAUUUAACUUUGCUUACAAUGCUAUACCUUGGUGACAACAACUUUGAAGGAAGACUACCCGCAAAAAUAGGAAACUUAACCAUGCUUAUGGAGUUAGACCUUACCUACAACAACUUUGAAGGUUUAAUACCAAAUCAAAUUGGUAAUCUACAAAAUCUAGUGUUUUUCGGUAUUGGAGCCAAUGGUUUUUUUGGCACAAUUCCAUUUGGGAUCUUCAAUAUCUCAACAUUAAGCUGGAUUGGAAUGGCGUUAAAUAACCUAUCAGGCCAUCUUCCAUCAAAUAUGGGUCUCUUCCUUCCAAAUCUUCAAAGACUUUUUCUUGGGUCAAAUAAAUUGAGUGGAAAAAUUCCCUACUCUAUCUCUAAUGCUUCACAGCUCCUUGACAUAGACUUAUCUGUGAACUCAUUCUCGGGCUUAAUUCCAAAAUCGCUUGGAAAUUUAAGAUUCCUCCAGUGGCUCAACUUAGAAGUUAAUGAUUUGACGGUUGAAUCUCCAGAAUUGAGUAUUUUCUCCUAUUUGUCAAGUUGUAUAAAUCUCGUUGAUUUAGCUUUGAGCAAAAAUCACUUGAACGGCUUCCUUCCCAGGUCCAUUGGAAACCUCUCUCUUUCUCUUCAAACACUUCGCCUAGAUAAUUGCAAACUUAAGGGUAGCAUUCCAAUAGAGAUCGGGAAUUUAAGUGGUUUGACUACGUUGACCUUAUCCAGCAACAAAUUGAGGGGACUUGUUCCAACCACAAUAGGAAGUUUGCGCAAGCUUCAAAGUUUGGGCCUUGAUGGUAAUAGACUAAAAGGAACCAUACCACCAGAACUAUGUUAUCUAAGGAGCUUGUUUCGAUUACUUUUAGUUGGUAAUGAUCUGUCUGGACACAUUCCUAGAUGCAUAGAUAAUAUGACUUCACUAAGAGCUCUCUACUUAGGCUUCAAUCAAUUAACUUCUGUGAUUCCAUUAAGCUUGUGGAGGCUUACAGAUCUAUUGGAGGUUGACUUCUCAUCCAAUUCUUUAAGUGGCUCUCUUUCAUCUGAGAUUGAGAAAAUGAAGGUCUUGAGGAUAUUGAAUUUGUCAAGAAAUCAACUAUCAGGUGAUAUCCCCAAAACAAUUGGUGGUCUCAAAGAUUUGGCUAAUCUCUCCUUGUCAAUAAAUCGACUACAAGGCUCAAUUCCUGUAUCUUUUGGUGAAUUGGUAAGCUUGGAGUUCUUGGAUCUUUCCGAUAACAAUUUAUCUGGAGAAAUUCCCAAGUCCUUAGAACGACUCCAUUACCUUAAAUAUCUAAAUCUCUCAUUCAAUAAACUACAAGGAGAAAUUCCCACAAGUGGACCAUUUCUAAAUUUCUCAGCUGCAUCAUUUAUGUCAAACAACGCACUUUGUGGUGCAACUCGAUUGAAAGUUCCCCCAUGUAAAGAAGGUGAUCCUCGAAAAAAAAAGACAACAUGGUCACAUAUGCUAAGGUAUGUAUUGCCAGCAAUUGGGUUUAUAAUGCUUGCACUGACCCUUGCAUUUACUUGGAAAAGAUGGAAAAAGAGGAAUCCAAAAUCUCAUGCUCAAGCAGACUUGUUCCCUCUAGUUACAUGGAGAAGAAUUUCUCACCAACAACUUGUACAAGCAACGAAUGGAUUCAACUCUAAUAAUUUACUUGGUGAAGGAAGUUUUGGGUCAGUAUACCAAGGAACACUUUCAGAUGGGAUGAAUAUUGCAAUCAAAAUUAUGAACUUGCAAGUGAAAGGGGCAUUCAGAAGUUUUGAUGCAGAGUGUGAGGUGCUACGAAAUAUUCGUCAUCGAAAUCUUGUCAAAAUCAUCACCAUUUGUAGCAAUAUUGACUUCAAAGCCCUUGUAUUAGAAUACAUGCCUAAUGGAAACUUAGAGAAAUGGUUGCACUCUCAAGAUCACUAUCUGAAUAUCUUACAAAGGCUAAAUAUCAUGAUUGAUAUCGCAUCAGCAUUAGAAUACCUUCAUCAUGGUUAUUCAACAGCAAUUAUUCAUUGUGAUUUGAAGCCUAGCAAUGUCUUAUUAGAUGAAGAAAUGGUUGCACAUGUUGCUGAUUUUGGCAUGGCCAAACUCUUAGAUGAUAGGGACUCUAUGAUGCAUACCAUGACUCUUGCUACUUUUGGGUACAUGGCACCAGAGUAUGGAUUAGAAGGAGUUGUUUCUACAAGAGGUGAUGUGUACAGUUAUGGAAUUUUACUAAUGGAAACUUUCACAAGAAAGAAGCCUACAGAUAGCUUGUUUAUUGGAGAAUUGACCUUGAAGCAUUGGGUGGAUGAAUCACUACUCUCUUCAAUACUCGAUAUUAUUGAUGCCAAUUUGUUGAGAAAUGAGAAAGAACAUGCUGCCAUGGAGGACUGCAUAUCUUCAGUUAUGAGAUUGGCUUUGGAUUGUUGUGCAGAGUCACCUACACAAAGAAUUGACAUAAAAGAUGUUUCAGCGAAACUCAAUCAGGUCAAAUUAAAGUUUGUACCAGAUAGUAGAAGAGGCUAAGUUGAGUGUCAAGUUUGCUUACAACUCCCUCAUGUUUGUGCCUCUUAUGUUUGGGUUUAGGCGUUAUGCUUCAUUGUUUUCAGACAAAAUUACAAUUUACACCAUAAAUUGUUAGUUCUUUUGCAAUAUUGUCAUGGAACUAUCGAAGUUGUCAUUUUAUCCCCAAACGACAACUUUUUCUGUCAAUUAAUCUUAUAAAUGUAUCGUGUCAUCUAUCUCUUGUAAAUCUAGGUGCUACAAAAACUAGA
Molecule: messenger RNA, 3572 nt
Organism: Juglans regia (Persian walnut)
Lineage: Eukaryota; Viridiplantae; Streptophyta; Magnoliopsida; Fagales; Juglandaceae
Product: probable LRR receptor-like serine/threonine-protein kinase At3g47570
Exons: 5
Coding region: 1-3324 (1107 amino acids)
Biological process (GO): protein phosphorylation
Molecular function (GO): protein kinase activity; protein binding; ATP binding
Source: RefSeq, a predicted model, not a curated record